This is a messenger RNA of Thrips palmi, 2281 nucleotides long. Its product is annotated as solute carrier family 22 member 6-like. Gene Ontology annotation, biological process: transmembrane transport. The transcript is spliced from 8 exons. Gene Ontology annotation, molecular function: transmembrane transporter activity. Lineage: Eukaryota; Metazoa; Arthropoda; Insecta; Thysanoptera; Thripidae. The record is from RefSeq and is a predicted model, not a curated record. The coding region runs from base 184 to 2064 and encodes 626 amino acids.
CCGGGCCGAGGGACUUACCGGCCGAGAAGCCGGCGCGCGCGCGUGUGUGUGUGUGUGUCUGGGUGCGUGCGUGUGCGUGCGCGAGCCCCGUGCGAGGCGCUGCGCGUGUGUGUGUGUGUCUGUUGGAGGAGUGCCAGCAGCAGGUUCGACGCCGUGGAUGUGUCCUCACACCGACUUGGAGGGAUGUGCAACUCGGCGCAGUGGUGGGUGGCCUUCAAGGGCGGCGACCUGCCCCCCGGCCGGCUCUGGUCGCUGCUGCUGGUGCUGGGCGCGCACUACUCCUUCGUCGCCUUCAACCAUGCCAUGUUCGUGUUCCAAGCGUUCACGCCCAAAGUCGCCUGCCAGGAGGAAGUGUCUAGCGGCACGUUCGUGCUGUCUUGGGACUGCCAGGCCAACUGCUCGGGCCGCUACGUGUUCCCCGGCUGGCAGGACGACAGCACUAUCGUCACGGAGUGGUCGCUGGUAUGCUCGCGCGCGGCGCUGCGGCCCCUGAUGGCCACGCUGUACUUCCUGGGCGUGGCGGUGGGCGCGCUGUCCUGCGGGCUGCUGGCCGACCGCCUGGGCCGGCGUGCCGUCAUGCUGGGCUGCCUGCUCGGCCAGGCCGUCCUCGGCGUCGCCGUGUCCUUCGCGCCCAACCUGGUGGCCUUCGCCGUGCUGCGGACCCUCCACGGCGUCUUCGUGCAGGGCCUGCAGGGCAGCACGUUCACGCUGCUGCUGGAGCUGUUCCCCGGCCGCCUGCGCACCGUCGUGGGCGUGGCGCUGGAGAUCUACUGGGCCCUGGGGCUGGCCGUGCUGGCCGGGCUGGCCUACGUGCUGCCGCACUGGAGGGACCUGCAGCUCGCCGUGUCGGCGCCCACCAUCGUCACGCUGCUCAUGGCCCCCUGGAUCCCGGAGUCCCGCCUCUGGCUCGCCUCCAGGGGCCACACGCCACCCUUCCGUCGUGGUCUCCCCGGCCACGGCAGUUACCGGGACAAGAAGCACGAGGAGGGUGACGCCAGCCACGCGGUGGACGUGAGUCCCAAGCUGGCCGUCAAGGACACCGCCAAGGACGACGCUAAGGACGGCGCCGAGGACGACGUCAAACAGCUCGUCGUGUGCGAGCCCGUCGCCGGCGCCACCGCCAAGGACUUGGUCACCAGGAGCGGCCUUCUCCUGUACACUCUUUGCAUGAAUGCGGUGUGGUUCACGGUGCCGCUGUCGUACUACGUGACGACCUUCGGCAUGCCCUCGCUGACCGGAGACCGCUUCGCCAACUUCGCGGUGGGCGCGGCGCUGGAGGUGGUGGCGUACUGCCUCACCUUCGUGGCCCUCUCGCGGUUCGGCCGCAGGGCUCCGCUCAGCAGCGUGCUGGCGUCGUCCGCCGUGGCGUGCUUCGCCGUGGCCUUCAUCCUGGUGGGCUCGGCCGACGACGGCGGCGUGGCCGCGCUGGUGCUGGUGCUGGGCUGCAAGUCGGCGCUCGUCAGCGCCUUCUGCACCAUGUUCCUGUACACCGGCGAGCUGUACCCCACCGCCAUCCGGUCCGCGGCCCUGGGGCUGUGCGGCUUCGUCGGCCGCGUAGGCAACCUGCUGUCCCCGCAGGUGGUGCACCUCGGCGCCGACGGCCGGAAGUGGGCGCCCUUCGUGUUCAUCGGCGGCCUGCUGCUGGCCACCGCCAUGUGCACCAUGCUGCUGCCGGAGACCCUGGGCCGCGAGCUGCCGGCCACCCUGGAGGACGCGCGCGCGUUGCGGCGGAAGAAGCGACGUGCCUCCACGUCAGCGACCUCGGGCCCCGAGGAGCAGCCCCUCAACGCCAACGGGGUGUUGAACAUGGAAGACUACAAGGUGCCGGAGUGGAAGUCCGACAUCCCCCAACUGGACCCCGCCAAGGUGCAGACUGCCAAGAAGAGAGGCUCUAUGUCCGCGCUGGAGCUCGGCCAGGACAUCCUGCAGGAGCUCAACAGGACACCGUGCGCGGAGAGGGCGGAGCGGGCGGCCAAGGCCCGCUCCAUGUUCCUGGAGACCAACCUGGACGACCUCUCAGAGGGCCAGCCGCAGUACAAAAGCGCCGUGGCGUCCGCUGUCUGAACAUCAGUAUUUUGAGAAAGCUUGGCGUGGUCUAUGAGACUGAAUCAGACGUAUUUUGUUUUUUGCUAAUUGGCAGUUUAGUAUUGUGCGAGUGGUGGAAACGGAGAGUCAUCGGUCAAUUCUAUGUCUGGUGACGAAUCGUGUGUAUUUUGUCAGAAAGAAAUCGUUAUUUAUUUUUCAUAAAUCUUAAAAAUAAAAGACAAUGUCGUUUUUCUAA